This is a messenger RNA of Astyanax mexicanus (Mexican tetra), 1927 nucleotides long. It is a transcript of the gene dcph1, whose product is annotated as acidic residue methyltransferase 1. Gene Ontology annotation, molecular function: phosphatase activity. The transcript has 5 exons. Gene Ontology annotation, biological process: DNA damage response. The record is from RefSeq and is a predicted model, not a curated record. Gene Ontology annotation, cellular component: nucleus; cytoplasm. Bases 555 to 1901 code for a protein of 448 amino acids. Lineage: Eukaryota; Metazoa; Chordata; Actinopteri; Characiformes; Acestrorhamphidae.
CUGAAAAUGGUAUUUCCAGUAUCAGCCCACCAGCCAUUCACUCAGUAGCAGUAAUGCUAGCGUCUUUACUAAUUACCUAAAAUCGGUUUCUGUAGAAGACUGGAAACAUACAGGUCUUAUUUGCUUAUUUUCGUAGUAAAAUACUUUAUUUUACUUUCCGACAUUAAAGGAAUAUCCUGGACAAGUGUUUAGUUACUGUUUAUAAUCUGAGGUUUUAGGCGUUUAGCUCCAUUCACGCCAUUUACUGAAGAUUCGCGGGCUCCCUCUAGCGAUCAGCGGUCAUUUUCUACUGAUAUAACCCGCUGUGUGCAUUUACUGAAUCAAGCAAGUCACCACUAGACCGUUAAACCUGUGGGUUAUGUUUAUUAUCUAGCGUUAUCUAACUGGAUAUUUUCUCAUGAUACACAGUAUUGAAUGUUAUUCUAUGUUUUUAGUGUAAAAUGAACAAAACACUGUAGCUACUCCUUCAGCUGCUGCUGCUAUUAGUGCUAACUCCACUACCCGCCCGGCUUCAGUAAAGUUUGGUUGUAAAUCGUCACAGUUCCUCCUCCCUGAUGGCAAACAUGGAGACAGACCAAGAUAAGACUCCACAGUCGCUCUCCGCUAAAUUUGAGGGAUCUUUUGCAUAUCUGACAGUGAGGGACAGGCUGCCAACAAUCCUGACGAAAGUCAUUGACACUAUUCACCGAAAUAAGAACAGCUUCUUUGAAGAACAUGGCGAGGAAGGAGUCAGUGCAGAGAAAAGGGCCAUCUCCUUCCUGUCGAAGCUGCGGAAUGAGCUGCAGACAGACAAACCUGUCUUACCUCUGACUGAUGAAGCAGAGGAUGCAGCAGCCUGGAAUGAGUACAUUCACAGACAACAGGACCUGAUGGAGAACAAGCAGCCUGUCAGCUGGUUCAAGUCGCCAUGGCUAUAUGUGGAGUGCUACAUGUACAGGAGAAUCCAGGAAGCCUUAUGGCUUAAUCCUCCAAUCUGUGAUUUUGACGUGUUCAAGGAGGCAAAGACUCAAAGCUUCUUUGAGUCUCAGCAAGCAACGAUAUCCCUCUGUACUUACCUCCGAGACCUCCUUACAGGCGUUGACAAGCUCACUGAGAAUCAGCUCUUCGACGCAUUUCUCAAGUUUCUGCAGGUGUCUUUGUGGGGGAACAAGUGUGACUUGUCCAUCUCAGCUGGACAGGACAAUUCCCAGAAGUCCAGCCCCAUUGACUCUCUGGCAGAUCUGCAGCGUUUCAUACUGGUGGAUGACUCUGAUAAGGUUUGGUCAGCUUUGAUGGCUCUGCAGGGUUCUGUGGGUACAGAAAAAAGCGGAGCUAGAGUUGACAUCGUUCUGGACAACUCUGGUUUUGAACUCGUCACUGAUCUGGUACUUGCAGAUUUUCUAAUUUCCGUUGGACAAGCUAAGGAAGUGCGGUUUCACGGAAAGUGCUUUCCGUGGUUUGUGUCUGACGUCACCAAGAAGGAUUUUCAUUGGACAAUAAGUCAAACUAUGGCAUCCAAUCACAGGCAAAUGUCUGCCUGCGGUGUCCAGUGGAAGCGAUUUCUAAAGGAGGGUGUGUGGUCGUACCAUGACCAUCAGUUCUGGACCUUGCCCAACGAGUUCUGUGACAUGCGAGCUGAUGCAGCGGACCUUUACUCCACUCUUCAGGCUUCAGAUCUGAUUCUCUUUAAGGGGGACCUAAAUUACCGUAAGCUGACGGGUGACAGGGACUGGGAACACACUGUUCCUUUUGGCAGAGCAUUGAGAGGCUUUCAUCCUGCCCCACUUUGCAGCCUCAGGACUCUAAAGGCUAACGUACAGGUGGGCUUACAGUCUGAUCAGGGAGAGAAGCUUACCUCUCAGGAGCCAGACUGGAUGACCGUUGGAAAAUACGGAAUAGUUCAGUUCUUCUGUCCUCCCUGAGAACAAUAGGGCUGAUGUUGGAGAGA